AUGAGCCGUCUCAACCUUCUCAGCCGUCUUUCCAAGAAAGGACGAGAGCGUCGUGAUGUUGCUACAAUGAGUGAUAACACUAGAAAAUCAUCACAAGAGAAGACAUUCUCCGAAUAUCCAGCUUUGAGCUCCAUCAACUUCUCAUUCUCAGGCAACAAACGCCCCGCUCUGACCGAGUCACCGUACAACAAGCCAGUGGAAAUGAUACGCAAAGAAGAGUAUUCUCACAUCAACAGCGGUAUCUACCUUGACCACAGUGGGACUACUAUCUACGCCCAAUCGACCAUCAAGCGUUUCGCUGACAAGAUGCGCGCUAACCUCUACGGUAACCCCCAUUCUGCCAACGAGCCUGCCAAGUUCUCCGGUGAGAUGGUUGACUCGGUACGCGAAAAAACCCUCCGUUUCCUCGGCGCUGACCCACGCCACUUUGACCUCGUUUUCGUCGCCAACGCCACCGCGGCCAUCAAGCUCGUGGCAGACUGCUUCCGUGACCUCGCUGAGCAGACCCGCGCCGGCUCCUUCUGGUACGGCUAUCAUCGUGACGCACACACCAGCCUUGUUGGCGUGCACGAGUUGACCAAGGGACCACUUAGCCACAAAUGCUUUGAGAGUGACGCCGAAGUCGAGGAGUGGAUUGAGGGAAGGAAUACCUUUGGUCAACAGCCCGGUGGUCUUGCUCUCUUUGCAUACCCCGGGCAAAGUAACCUUACGGGGCGCAGACUUCCGCUCACAUGGACAGGGAGGAUCCGACACGACAGAACGAAGAGGCUACGCAAUACCUACACCCUUUUGGAUGCUGCAGCGCUGGCUAUGACCAGUCCCAUGUCAUACGUCUUUGAAGACCCUGACACCGCACCUGACUUUACUUGCGUGUCGUUCUACAAGAUCUUUGGCUUUCCGGAUAUGGGCGGGCUCAUUGUCCGUAAAGACUCCGGCCAUAUCCUAGCGCUAAGAAAAUACUUUGGCGGGGGCACCGUCAGUCUGGUCAGCACCAUUGGAAGCGCAUGGCAUGUAAGCAAGGGGUUGGAGGUCUACACCCAUGAUGAUGGGAGCGAGCACGUCGGCGGUCUACAUGAGGGUUUGGAAGAUGGGACGCUCCCCUUUCACAGCAUCUUGGCAUUGGGCGAGGCAAUUGACGUUCACAAAGAGCUGUUUGGAAGCAUGGAGAAUGUUUCUGCCCAUACGUCGAUGUUGGUAAAGAGACUGUAUCAAGGGAUGAAAGCGAUGCGGUAUGAGAAUGGACAACAGCUUUGCAAGGUCUAUCAUUCGGGUGAUGAAGACAUAUGGGAGAAAGGGGAGGGGGAUAAGGUGUACGGCGACGCGAGGGUGCAGGGCGCCACGAUAGCCUUCAACGUGUUUAGAGAGGACGGAACGUAUGAGAGCUAUGCGAUGGUGGAGAAGAUGGCAAAUGAUGGGGGGAUUUACGUGAGAUCAGGUGGAGUUUGCAACCCUGGAGGAGUCUUCACAGCUCUUCAGUACGAGCCGUGGCAACUGAACAGGGCCAAGUCCGCCGGUCAUCAUUGCGGUUCUAACGGGUUGAGCGUCAUUAAUGAGCUUCCUACGGGUGUCGUCCGAGCCAGUCUAGGCGCAAUGAGUACCGCCCAAGACGUCAACGCCUUCCUCGACUUCCUCAAGAAGAACUUCCUCGAGAAGGGCCUUCCCACACCGAAAUCCAAUAUCAAGAGAAAAAGACAACAAGCACAAAACUUGCUCGACAGUCUCUCUUCUGCAGCUAUGGCAACAGCAACUGUGACUGCAGAUGGUGGAACAGAGACAAGGACAGGGACAUCUACUGUCAUCUUGCCGCCGUCGCCUACUCCCACUUCCGUUGGGGAGGAAGGAGCAGCAACGAUGAAGCCGAAGGUAUUGGAGAGGGUCGGUAGUGCUAUUUCUAUCUAG
Molecule: messenger RNA, 1899 nt
Organism: Neurospora tetrasperma FGSC 2508
Lineage: Eukaryota; Fungi; Ascomycota; Sordariomycetes; Sordariales; Sordariaceae
Exons: 5
Coding region: 1-1899 (632 amino acids)
Biological process (GO): molybdopterin cofactor metabolic process
Molecular function (GO): molybdenum cofactor sulfurtransferase activity
Source: RefSeq, a predicted model, not a curated record